Molecule: messenger RNA, 588 nt
Organism: Westerdykella ornata
Lineage: Eukaryota; Fungi; Ascomycota; Dothideomycetes; Pleosporales; Sporormiaceae
Exons: 1
Coding region: 134-454 (106 amino acids)
Molecular function (GO): nucleic acid binding; zinc ion binding
Source: RefSeq, a predicted model, not a curated record
UGCAAUCCCAGAGGAUCUCUCAUAUGAGGGCUUUGUCCAUGAAGUAAUUCGGAUCGCUGACAUCCUGUACCGAGUAAACCUAUCAGCAAGAUACCAAAAUUAUACUUACAACCAGCCAACAGCCAGCCUUAACAUGUACGAAAGGUGUCAAUCGCCCAAUCGCGAUGGGCCAGUGCCCCUAGAACAGAUGGACUGGCAACCUACAAGGAGUAACCAGGGUGGGACGGAACAGAAACGAGCCAAAUGGGUGCCAGAGAAGGAAAUCCAGCGCUGGCGAGCUAAUCGGCUGUGUAUAUGCUGCGGAGCAGGAGGCCACUACAUCCAGAAGUGCCCUUACCUACCAGCCAACCGCCCAUUGCCUAUAAGGUCAGCAAGAGCUACUGCUGCUCAGGCACCUCCACCGCCAUCGCUUGAGGACGAGCCUACCAGCAAAUCAGAUUCGGAAAAAGAGUAGCUCCUGUUGAAAGUCACCAACAGGAGCCACCUGCAACCUACAGGCAAGCUCUUGAGGAGUGGAAGAAGUUUAAAGGCCAGCACAUGGAUGGAGAGGCUAUUAGCGUAUAUGCAUUAGUUAAUCAAACUGCCUAC